Messenger RNA from Alosa alosa (allis shad), 1142 nucleotides. RefSeq names its product CD74 molecule, major histocompatibility complex, class II invariant chain b (gene cd74b). The coding region runs from base 100 to 690 and encodes 196 amino acids. Gene Ontology annotation, biological process: immune response; intracellular protein transport; antigen processing and presentation. Gene Ontology annotation, molecular function: MHC class II protein binding; macrophage migration inhibitory factor binding. The record is from RefSeq and is a predicted model, not a curated record. The transcript has 7 exons. NCBI's taxonomy places the organism in Eukaryota, Metazoa, Chordata, Actinopteri, Clupeiformes, Clupeidae. Gene Ontology annotation, cellular component: membrane.
CUUUUGGUCAUUAUUAGUUCGUCUGCAAGUUUAACUAAGUGAACAUCUCAACUCUGUGUGUGAAUUUAUUGUUCUAAAGGGUUUUGAUUUCUCGCAAAAAUGCCUGAAUCUGAGGCACCUCUAGUGACCACCGAGACUCCUUCAGGGGGCUCUAACAAGAAGGCGCUGAAGGCUGCAGGUCUGACCCUGCUGGCCUGCAUGCUGCUGGCUGGCCAGUGUAUCACUGCAUACCUGGUCGUGGGUCAGAAGGGGCAACUCCAGGACCUGGACAUGCGUAUGCACAGGCUGAAGGAGAUCAGCAGCCGCUCAGUCGGCUCAGGUGUCCCCAUGAAGAUGCGCCUUCCCAUGGCCUCUAUGCCUCUUCUGAAACUGCAUGAAGACCCUGCUGAUAAGAAGGACGCUGCAACCCAAGCACCCAAUGAUGGAUCCAGCUCCCUCACCCAGUGUCAGCAGGAGGCCCUGGGACUGACCGACACCAAGCUGCCCUCCUUCCGCCCUCAGUGUGACCGGGCUGGUGGCUACCUGCCCAAGCAGUGCUGGCAGGAGGUGUGCUGGUGUGUGGACGCAAACGGAAAGGAGAUGCCCAACUCCCUGGGGAAUGCAAACUGCGCCAAUGGCAACAUGAGGGUUGCACAAGCUGUCCCUGGCUUACUGCUCCAGCCCCAGGUGGAGGAGACUAAGGAUAACUGAGGCUUGAGAGAGGAAACGAAAGUGGUUGUCUAUUAAACUUCUAAAAGUUUUUCUAAGCUGUUUUUACAACAAAGAGAAAAUGUUAAAGACUCUGUUCCUGAUAUAUUUUAGGUGUUGUGUGUCCCAAUUAUCAUAAUUCUGAAAGAAUUUGCAGACUAAAAAGGCACUUUUACUGUGAGACGAUUUCGUAAUGGCCUAGUGCCUAAUUGAGGAAGUGCUGUGAGUUAUUGGCACGCUUUUGGAGGCUUUUUUGUCUGUUUAUCAUAUGGCUGCACUGAUUGUUGUGGGACUUUAGGUAAGAAUUUACUACUUUAAGUAGAAGUUUUGUGUAUUAUUGGUUCACUGAAUUUUCUACAAUUUAUUUUCUGAUCUAUAUCUAAUAUAACUAAUUAAUUUGUAAUGAACAGAAAUGAGAGACAACAAUGAACAAUUAAAACAACCACUGUAAAACA